Messenger RNA from Gopherus flavomarginatus (Mexican gopher tortoise), 1826 nucleotides. RefSeq names its product rab GDP dissociation inhibitor alpha-like. Lineage: Eukaryota; Metazoa; Chordata; Testudines; Testudinidae. Gene Ontology annotation, molecular function: Rab GDP-dissociation inhibitor activity. Gene Ontology annotation, biological process: protein transport; vesicle-mediated transport; small GTPase-mediated signal transduction. The coding region runs from base 46 to 1389 and encodes 447 amino acids. The record is from RefSeq and is a predicted model, not a curated record. Gene Ontology annotation, cellular component: cytoplasm. The transcript has 11 exons.
UCCGCGUGGGUCGGGGGAGGGGCGGGCGGCUCCGGACCUGCCGCCAUGGACGAGGCCUACGACGUGAUCGUGUUGGGCACCGGACUGAGCGAAUGCAUCCUGUCGGGGAUCAUGUCGGUGAACGGGAAGAAGGUUCUGCACAUGGACCGGAACCCCUACUAUGGCGGGGAGAGCUCCUCCAUCACCCCCCUGGAGGAGCUGUAUAAACGCUUUGGGCUCCCCGAGGGGCCCCCUGAGUCCAUGGGGCGCGGCCGGGACUGGAACGUCGACCUGAUCCCCAAAUUCCUCAUGGCCAACGGCCAGCUGGUGAAGAUGCUGCUGUACACGGAGGUGACUCGGUACCUGGACUUCAAGGUGGUGGAGGGGAGCUUCGUCUACAGGGGGGGGCAGGUACACAAGGUGCCCUCCACCGAGACCGAGGCCCUGGCGUCCAAUCUCAUGGGAACGUUCGAGAAGCGCCAGUUCUGGAAGUUCCUCGUCUUCGUGGCCAAUUUUGACGAGAACGAGCCCCAGACGCUGGAGGGGGUCGACCCCCAUGGGACCCCCAUGCGGGACGUGUACAAGCACUUCGAGCUGGGGCAGGACGUGAUGGACUUCACGGGCCACGCGCUGGCCCUGCACCGCACCGACGAUUACCUGGACCAGCCCUGCCUAGAGACCAUUAACCGAAUCAAACUGUACAGCGCGUCACUCGCUCGCUAUGGGAAGAGCCCCUACCUCUACCCGCUCUAUGGGCUGGGGGAGCUGCCCCAGGGGUUCGCCAGGCUCAGCGCGAUCUAUGGAGGCACCUACAUGCUGAACAAGCCCGUGGACGAGAUUGUCAUGGAGAACGGGCGGGUCGUGGGGGUCAGAUCGGAGGGGGAGGUGGCGCGGUGCAAACAGCUGAUCUGCGACCCCAGCUACGUGCCCGAGCGAGUUCGCGGGGCCGGCCGCGUCGUCCGUGUCAUCUGCAUCCUGAGCCACCCGAUCCGUGGGACCAGCGAGGCCGGCUCCUGCCAGAUCAUCCUGCCCCAGAACCAGCUGGGCCGCAAGUCGGAUAUCUACGUCUGUCUGGUUUCCUGGGCCCACAACGUGGCUGCGCCCAGGAAGUUCAUUGCCAUUGUCAGCACCACGGUGGAGACGUCGGAGCCGGAGCGGGAGGUGGAGCCGGCACUGCAGCUUCUGGAGCCCAUCGACCAGAAGUUUGUGGCCAUCAGUGACUUGUAUGAGCCCAUGGAUGAUGGCACAGAAAGCCAGAUUUUCUGCUCCCGGUCGUAUGACGCCACCACCCACUUCGAGACGACCUGUGACGACAUCAAGGACAUUUACCGGCGCAUGGUCGGCGCCGCCUUCGACUUUGAGAGCAUGAAACGGCACCAGAGCCACGUCUUCGGGGAGGAUGAGCAGUGACACCCCCCUGCUGGGGCCAGCUGGGACCUGCCCCCCCCCAGCACAGGGAUCAGCUGUGACUUCUCCCCCAUCUGCACCAGGAUGAGUCCCCCCCCUCCCCCUGGCACAGCUGUGACUCUUCCCCCCAUCCUCUGGGACCAACCCCCCCUACACACACGCACCAAUCCAGUACCUCCCAAAGUACCAGGAACAGCUGUGACCCAUCACCCCCAAAUCCCCCCACCCCACAGCUGCUGCCCCAAGCAGGGACCAAGCCUGGCACUACCCCAACCCCAACCCCCCCCCGGGGGAAGCUCUGUAGGGCAUUUCUAAGGCCUGGGAGACUUCCCCCCCACAUCGGGGAGGGGCGGGGGAGAUGGGUGGGGGUUCACCCCACUCCCCCAAAGCUGGUCAGUUUCCCCUGUCCCAUGUCCGCCCCCCACAUUAGCCAUGUAGGG